Molecule: messenger RNA, 2646 nt
Organism: Podarcis muralis (Common wall lizard)
Lineage: Eukaryota; Metazoa; Chordata; Lepidosauria; Squamata; Lacertidae
Source: RefSeq, a predicted model, not a curated record
AUGGCUUCAGGCUCUCUCCAUGAGUUCCCUGAUCAGAUUUGUUCCAUCUGCAAGCAAUGCUUUGACGAUCCUGUGACUAUUGACUGCGGGCACAAUUUCUGCCAAGCCUGUCUCCCCUCGCUGCCUCACUGGGGAGAGGCCAGCAGAGACCCUUCCUGCCUGCUGUGUGGCGAAACCGUCCAUCAAAGGAACUUCAAGCCCAACCAGCAACUGGCCAACCUUGUACAGCUGGUCAGGAAACUUCAGGAGGGGGCGAAAAGAGAUGCCAAAAGGAAGGAAGUGAGCAAGAGUCACCAAGAUCCCCUGAGGCUCUCCUGCAAGGAGGAUCGAGCCCCCAUCUGCACCGUGUCCAAAUGCAACAAGGAGGACAAAAUCCAAGAUGUGGUUCCUGCAGAAGUGGCCGCUCAAGGGUCCAAGGGCUCACCAACCACAAAUGAGGAACAGGAAACCACUUGCUCCAUCUGCAGGGAGUAUCUUACAGACCCUGUGACCCUGGACUGCGGCCACAACUUCUGCCGGGGGUGCAUCACCACCUACUGUAAGAUAUUGGAAUAUCAGGAUGGGGGAGCGUUGAAGUGUCCUCUUUGCAAAUCCCAGAUCCAGAAGUGGAAUUUUCGACCAAAUUUGCAGCUGGGAGAAACAGUAGAAGGCCUCAAACUCCUUCCACUGAAAUUAUAUAAGGAAAGAACCCAGAGCCAGCUGAAGUCUUUGGAGAAAGAAAAGCAAAACCUUGUCAAUCAGAAACAGUCCGAAGAAGAGGAAAAGGAGAAAUGUCUGAAACAGUUAAACAAAGAAAAGCAGAAAAUCAAAGAUGCCUUUGAGAAGAUGCAAAAUUCUCUGGAGGAAAAAGAGAGUUCCUCGCUGGCUCGCCUGAGAAACCUAGAAAAGGAGAUUAAGAAGAAGGUGGCGGAAAAUGGCAACAGACUCUCGGAGGACAUUUCUUACCUCACGAAAUUGAUUGCUGAGCUGGAGGAGAAGUGUGAGCAGCCUCCACAGCUGUUCCUUCAGGACAUCGAAAGUACCUUGCUCAGGGAGAAACGAGCGGAGCAUUCAGCAGACCUUUCCACCUGGUUGGAGGAGAGACUCAAGAUCUGUUGUCAGAAAAAUUCCACGCUAGUAAACGCUAUGGUGAAAUGUGCAGAUUCUCUGGAGGAAGCACUGAAGAAAGAAGGUUUGAAUAAAUUUCUCACUCACACUACAGCGCCUCUGGAGCAAAAACUGGAGAAAGUGAGCGUGACUCUGGAUCCUCUCACGGCACACCCUCUGCUCGCGCUGUCUGCCGAUCUGAAGAGCGUGAAGGUUGGGGACGUGCCUGACGACCAGGCUGAGGACACGGUCGAAUUGCUCUCCAUACCCUACGUGCUGGGCCGCGAGAAGUUCACGUCCGGGAGACAUUGGUGGGAGGCCGAGCUAGAUUUAAAUGAAGAAGACAAGGAAUACAUGGAUCAGGAGUGCUUGUGGAUCGUAGGGGCGGCAAGAGAGUCCUUCCAGGGAAAUAAAGGUUUCAACCUGAGCCCUAAAGCUGGGGUCUGGGUUGUGGGGGUGAGCCCCUUUUCCAAAAAGCUCACUGCUUUCACUUCCCGCAAGCCAAGCCAUUCGCACUUGGCACAUCAGGUGAGGAAGAUCCGAGUAUCCCUGGAUUACAAAGCACGCCAGGUGGAGUUUUUUGAUGCCGAUACAGAUACCUCCAUUUUCACUUUUUCUGCAGCUUCGUUCGCUGGGGAGGCCAUUCGUCCCUUUUUUUGUCUGGGGGGAGAAGGACUUGAAUUGAAGUGUGGAAACUGAGCAGAAUAUUUACCAGCCCUGGUCUUACCCUGAAAACAGAUAGCUAGCAGAAGCUUUCCUUCUAGUGCAAAUAGCAGCUGGUGAGGGGUGUAUUAGGGCUGUGCUACUGGAAGCUUUCCUUCUGGUGCAAAUAGCAAUUGUGUGGGGGGGUAUUAGGGCUGUGCUAAUGGAAGCUUUCCUUCUGGUGCAAAUAGCAAUUGUGGGGGGGGUGUAUUAGGGCUGUGCUAAUGAAAGCUUUCCUUCUGGUGCAAAUAGCAAUUGUGGGGGGGUGUAUUAGGGCUGUGCUAAUGGAAGCUUUCCUUCUGGUGCAAAUAGCAAUUGUGGGGGGGUGUAUUAGGGCUGUGCUACUGGAAGCUUUCCUUCUGGUGCAAAUAGCAAUUGUGGGAGUGUGUAUUAGGGUUCUGCUGAGACCCCACUGAUCUGCCUCGUGGUCCCUGGGUCUGCACAUCACCCACGUGCGGACAGGGAUGUCCCACCCCCUGCGUUGUUCUGGGCUUUGCAUCCCAAUCCAGGGCUUUCUGAACCUGACUCGGUUGAUGCCCGGAUUUCCCCCCCCCCCCCAAAUCAGCCUGAUUCAGUUUGGGACUCAGCCAAAUGCACUCUGCAGCCCUAGUAGGUACAGGAGGAGAAAUUACCGGUAGGUUUGAUUUAAUGCAAAAAUACCAAAAUACCCAUAACAAUGUGUGAACCAAAACCUAGCUAUCCUUCAAAAUCCACACUUCUCAGAAUUUUGCUAUGCAGAAUUUAGUAGUCUUCUAGCCAGAUAAUAUGUACAUUAGGGGGAAUUGUGCUUAAAAUUGCAUAUAUUAGCGACUAUAGAAUACAAACAUGCAUUAUGUCUAGCGAAACUACUUGCAAAAA